UUUACAAAGGGGACGUGGCCAGGUUGGUGCGGGCCGAGCCUGACGGGGAAACAGCGGGGCCGGGAGCACCGGGAAUGCCGGGACCGGGAAUACCGGGAGCACCGGGAGCGGGAACAACGGGAGCAUCGGGAGCGGGAAUACCGGGAGCACCGGGAUCGGGAACAACGGGAGCACCGGGACCGGGAAUACCGGGAGCACCGGGAGCGGGAACAACGGGACCCGGGGCACCGGGAGCAACGGGAGCGGGAGCACCGGGACCGGGAAUACCGGGAGCACCGGGAGCACCGGGAACGGGAACAACGGGCACCGGGAGCGGGAGCACCGGGAGCGGGAACACCGGGAGCACCGGGAGCAGCGGAGCCGGAGCCGCCCCGCGGGCUCAUCCUGCUGGUGCCGGCGCGCUUGGGGGGCGAGAACCUGAACCCCGUGUACGUGGAGUGCGUCAAGGAGCUGCUGCGGCUCCGUUCCUGCCUCGGCAUCAUCGGCGGCAAACCGCGGCACUCGCUCUUCUUCCUCGGCUUCCAAGGUGAUUCCCUGCUCUACCUGGACCCGCACCUGUGCCAGCCCUGCGUGGACACGGCCCGCGAGGAUUUCCCGCUGCAGUCCUUCCACUGCUGCUUCCCGCGGAAAAUGCCCUUCGGGAAGAUGGACCCGAGCUGCACCUUCGGCUUCUACAGCGGCGGCGCCGAGCUGGGCCGGCUCUGGGGGGACCUGGCCCGGGUGCUGGCCCCCCCCUCGGCCCCGGAGCGCUGUUACCCCAUUUUCAGCCUGGCCGAGGGUCUCGCUCAGGACCAGGCCCUGGACGCCCCCCCCAGGCCGCCCCCCGCCCCCCCCCGGCGGGGAAAACGCCCCAAAAAACCCAAAAACCCCAAUUUGGAGGAGUUUGUGCUGCUGUGACCCCCCCGGACCCCUCCCCAAAACACUGGAUCGGCCUGGGGGGGUGGGGGGGGGGGCUGCGGGCAUCGCCCCCUCCUCAAAUUGGGGCUGGUUUGGGUCACUACUGCCCCCCCCCCCAUACACACACACUCCGGGACCCCCCCCAAAUUCCCGA
Messenger RNA from Zonotrichia leucophrys gambelii, 1051 nucleotides. RefSeq names its product autophagy related 4D cysteine peptidase (gene ATG4D). Gene Ontology annotation, molecular function: protein-phosphatidylethanolamide deconjugating activity. The record is from RefSeq and is a predicted model, not a curated record. The transcript is spliced from 6 exons. The annotation marks the transcript as partial. Lineage: Eukaryota; Metazoa; Chordata; Aves; Passeriformes; Passerellidae.